Marmota monax (woodchuck) is the source of this 3572-nucleotide messenger RNA. RefSeq names its product sialic acid-binding Ig-like lectin 9. The transcript has 7 exons. The record is from RefSeq and is a predicted model, not a curated record. Gene Ontology annotation, biological process: cell adhesion. Gene Ontology annotation, molecular function: sialic acid binding. NCBI's taxonomy places the organism in Eukaryota, Metazoa, Chordata, Mammalia, Rodentia, Sciuridae. Gene Ontology annotation, cellular component: plasma membrane. The coding region runs from base 65 to 1459 and encodes 464 amino acids.
UCUUAGUUCCUCAGAGAGGAGCUCUGGGGGCAGACUUCCCCUGCGGCCCUGAGCCCUGGCCGACAUGCUGCUGCUGCUGCUGCUGCUGCCCCUGCUGCAGGGCUGUGGGCGGGUGGAGGCCCAGGGGGGUUACGACCUGCCAGGUUACACCCUGAAGGUGCCCAGGGAGGUGACAGUGCAGGAGGGCCUGUGUGUCCAUGUGCCCUGCCAAUUCUCCUACCCCGGGAGCCGCUGGACUAAAAGGGACCCAGCUCAUGGCUACUGGUUCCGGCUACAGGACACAAUGACGGAUGCUCCAGUGGCCACCAACGACCCUGACAGGAACGUGCGGGAGGAGACCCAGGGCCGGUUCCACCUUCUUGGGGACCCAAAAAACUACAACUGCUCCCUGAGCAUCAGAGACGCCAGGAAGACGGACACGGGGACAUACUACUUUCGGGUGGAGAGAGGAGGCUUGAGAUACAAUUACCUAUAUGACAUGGUCUCAGUGCGUGUGACAGCCCUGACCCACACCCCUGACAUCCUCGUCCCUGGGACCCUGGAGUCUGGCCGUCCCAGCAACCUGACCUGCUCUGUGCCCUGGGCCUGUGAGCAGGGGACGCCCCCCACCUUCUCCUGGGAAGGGCCCUCUGUGUCCUCCCUGGACCCCAACAUCAUCCACUCCUCGGUGCUCACCCUCACCCCGUGGCCCCAGGACCAUGGCACCAACCUCACCUGCCAGGUGACCCUGCCUGGAGCCCGUGUGACCAGGACAAAGACCGUCCACCUGAACAUCUCAUACUCUCCACAGAACCUGACUGUAACUGUGUCCCGAGGAGCUGGCCCAGAAUCCACAACCCUGGGGAAUGGCUCAUCUCUUUCCGUCCUGGAGGGUCAAUCUCUGCGUCUGCUCUGUGUCGUCGACAGCCGUCCCCCUGCCAGGCUGAGCUGGUCCUGGGGGAACCUGACCCUGUGUCCCUCGCAGACCAUGGACCCUGGGGUGCUGGAGCUGUCUGCAGAGCACCUCAGGGGUGGAGGGGAAUUCACCUGCCGUGCGCAGAACCCACUGGGCUCCCAGCACAUCUCCCUGAGCCUGUCACCGCAGAGCAAAGCGGGGCCUCUAUCCGGAGUGACGCGGGGGGCCCUCUGGGGCGCUGGAGCUACCUCCCUGCUCUUCCUGUCCUGCACCCUCCUCCUCCUCCUCGGAGCGCGCUCCUACAGGAAGAGGUCCACCAGGCCAGUGGCAGGCUCAGGGGAUACCAAGGCUGUCCAGGACCCGGCGGCCUCUCAGAGCCGCUUGGUCGAGUCCCAGGCAGAGGAACGCUCCCCAGAGCCAGCUCCCCAGGCCGGGGCCACCCGCCCCUCAGAGGAUGAGGAGAUCCAUUAUGCAGCCCUCAGGUUUCAUGAGGUGAAGGCCAGCGACCCGCAGGGAGAGCAGGCCCCCGACAGUGAGUACGCGGAGAUCCACAUCCAGCCAUGAGAGACUGAGACCGGCCCCGGCUCAAGGAGGCGCAGCCUCUUCCAGGGCAAGGAAAAGUCAGGUCCCUGCAGAGGGACGCCUCUAGGUCCUGGCGCCACGCAGAACUGGAACCCAGACCUAUUCCCAGCUGCGCUCCGUGCUGUGGCCACCCCCUCUCUCCCCGCCACCUGCCCACCCAGGGCCUCCGCUCUCCUCUCGCUCCUGAGCUCAACUCUUUCUGACUCCACUGCAGUGAGAUCCUGCUGUGCUUCUCUCUGGGCCUGUGUCAUCCACCACACUGUCCUGCAGGUCACCGAGGUGUCCCCAAGGACAGAACAUCACACUGUAUAUUGCAAGAGAGGAGUGUGGUUGGUGGUGCUGGGGAUGGACCCCAGGGCCCUGUGCCCGUGAGGCAAGCACUCUACCACCUGGGCCAUGUCCCCGGGCCUCAAGGGAGGAUUUUCAAUGUCCUCACCACAAGGGAAUGGAGGGUGUCACAGGUGAUGGAUGGCUGAUUGGCCCAGUGUGUCAGUCCUCAGGGUAUGAAGCUAUUGAACAUCACAUUGUCCCCGAUAAAUGCACACAGUUACCAUUUGUACAUUAACACAAAUAAAACUUUACAAAGCCCUACAGGUGAGGAAUUGAGGGGCAGAAAGUCUCUCUGGGGGCUCCUCCUCUGGAGGCAGCAGUGGGCACCUGCCUGUGCCCUUGGCCCCCACGUGGCCAUUCCACAGCUUUCCAGGAAGUGACCGUGCCUUAGGGUCAGGCCUGCGCAGCUCUGGCCCGGCCUCCUUCCCUCCUUCUGGCCUUGGCCUCCCGGCUCCCCUUACCUGUCACCUGCAUGCAGUCGGGGGCCAUCGACACAGGGAGCUCUCUCUGCUCGCAGCUCACCGUGGCUCCCUGGUCCCGAGUGGCCCAUCCCAGCCUCCUGCGGCCUCCCUCCACGCCCUCUGGGUCCUCACUGCUGCCCACGCCUCCCCUGGCCUUUCUCAGCCCUUUUCCGUCGGCCCCAUGACGCAUCCUUUGGUCCCUGGACACUGGGUCCCCCCUCGAAGGCUGUCCUCCUGGUGUCCUAUUCCUGUGAGCGUGGAGCUCCAGGGGUGGAGCUGAGAGGGAGGAAGCAGCCAUGGUCUCCCCCCUCCAGGGCCAAACCAGGGAGUGAGAAAAGUGUCCCACAGUUUGAGGGUUAUCCCCAGAAUGAACCAAUGACCUAAAGUCUUACCGACACACGUCACCCCAACAAGGGAAGGAAUGGAUCGUGGCAGUCACUUCACAAGUAGGCGGGAAGGCAAGGACCCGAGGACUGGAGGGAGCACUCAAAGCCCUAAACCUGGAUCCCAGCCCAUUCACAGCAGCGUCACAAAUAUCAAGGGACAAUGACUGAAAUCCGUGGAAUACAUCUGUCCCCACCCCACAGAGCACUGCCGCGGGAGCGGAAGGAAGAUGCAAAGGAAUGUGUGGGGGCCACCAUGUCCACGGGUUGGAAGACCCGUAGGUGAGGUGUCACCUUCUCCAUGUGGGUUUCACAUACCCAGUCAAAACCCUAACCUCUGAGUGUGAGUAGGUGCACGUGUUAGUAGAUACAGGUGUGUGAGCAGACGUGUGUAUGUGAAUAUACAGGAGGUGACGUUCACCUCCAUGUGUAUAAAUGCACAAGUGACUGUGAAUCUUCAUGGGAAUAUAAAGGGCCCAGAAUAAUGCGACCAUCUUGCAGAAGAAGAAGAGCUGGAGGGUCACAGUCCUCUUCAGGCAGAGUCACCAGGCAGUGCAGUGGGACGGUGGACUCCAUGAAUGGCCCCCCACCCUGUCAGUGGACUUCAAGUUCAUUCCCUUGGGAGAGGAGAGACUUUUCAAUUAGUGGAGUAGAAGGAGUGGAUCAAGGGUUGGAAAGGUGGAAACUCUGACACUCACCACGUCACACCCGAGAAACGUCUGCGGUGAGUCAGGGACCUGGAGGUGAGCGUGAAACCUGUAAAGCGUCCACACUGGGUGGUCCGCGAGGUAGCUGCCAGCCCCCAGGCCUGGGCACCUCCAGUGUGCCGCGUUGAUUAGGCCAAAGAACACGGUGCUUCCUUAGUGAUCUUAAUACUUGAUAUUUUAAUGUAUGUGUUAAAUAAAACAUUAUGAAAAGUGA